AUGAGUAGUGAGAUACUUGUAUCUGACGAUCACAGUACUCAAUCCGAAAUCUCACAACCAACGCCAGUUCUCUGGACCGACGACGAACAACGUUUAUUAGAAGAAAACAUAGCGCGCCUUGAGAUAAGCGAAAAGAACUUGAAAAUGAUAUUUGAAAUUUCAAUGCUUUUUCCCCAUAAAACAGUUCAACAGAUAAUUAUGAGACUGAAAUGGAACUCACAAAAGAACGACAUCACUUGGGAGAGUUACUGUGCUCAGAACAUUAAAAGUUCCCCAAGUUGUUCUCCAGACAUUUCAAACCACUCAAGUCCUCGGAUCUCAAAAUCAAAACCAAAUCGAAAAGUUCCUCAGCCAACUCCUAAAAAGUUGGACGCAGAAAAGCGUAAGAGAAGGUCGGUCCCAGACUCCGCAACAAUCAGUGUCGCUCAAUCGAGAAACAAAAACAGAUUUUCUCUCAACCAAGAAAAUAGUUUCGGUAAUAGUAAUUUUACUAUUACUAAUGGUUCAUCCCAAACUAGUUCAAAUUAUAGUUAUAAUACUAUAAGUGGUAUCCAUCAAGUUAAAGGCCCGCGCACACUCAAACACAACCGCGGCUCAGCGAUGUUCAUGCAAGUCAACCCAAUAGAAGAAGUUGACGAGUCUGCAAGCUUGAAAUCUUUUCAACAAACACAACCAACUGUACAACCACCAGUUGGCGAGAAAAUGGAGGAGAUGUCAACAAUUAAUUAUCCCGAAAGUGACAGCCCACGCUUCCAAAAAAUCGAAACCUUCCAGAACAUUCCAACCGUCCCUCCCGUUCCGCUCCAAGGCGACACCCGGUGCGGCGUGACGGGGCAGGAACUGAAUCUGCAAGACCUCAUUCUCCGGAUUGACGGACUUGUCCGCGAUAACAACUCGAUACUCAACUACGUCGAAAGCUCAAUCAACAAGAAUUUACAAAUCGACCCUAACUACUUAAAUGCGUUUGGGACGAAUCUCCAAAACUUAUUGGAAUUAACAGAUGGAAUUGCUAAACCGUCGAGACUCCCAUUCAUGCCUUUAACCCUCAACGUUCCGCCAUCACUCAUUGGACAAAGACCAGGAACUAAUUUUCAACAAAGAUAUGUGUGA
Molecule: messenger RNA, 1110 nt
Organism: Entamoeba invadens IP1
Lineage: Eukaryota; Evosea; Mastigamoebida; Endamoebidae
Exons: 1
Coding region: 1-1110 (369 amino acids)
Source: RefSeq, a predicted model, not a curated record